AUGGCCCAGAUGUUGGCAACGCCCGUCGCUUCUUCGCUGUCCAUCGUGAGCAAGGGCGGAGCGGCGGCAGGUGUCGCUGCUUUUCUCCCCGACGCCGUCUCCUUCUCGAAAUCCUCCGCCCCCAAGGUUUGCUCCCUCUCUCACUCUCUCCCUCUCCCUCUCUCUCUAUCUCUCUGUACUCGCUUCCGGAAUUCUUUUCUUUGACUUCUCCGCCCGUCGGGGUGUGAGCGAUGGCAGUACGGGGGGCUGAGCAUCCGGUGCGUCCGUGUGGGAGGUGUGGAAAUCCCUAACAACAAAAGGGUGGAGUACUCUAUUCAGUACAUCCACGGCAUUGGGCGGACGAGGGCGCGACAAAUCCUGUGCGACCUCAGCUUGGAGAACAAAGUGAUCAAGGAUCUCACCGAGGAGGAACUGAUCACCCUCAGGGAUGAGGUCACCAAGUACUUGAUCGAAGGCGACCUGGUUAUUUCCUGCACUCAUCUGCAUUUCCCAUGGCCAUGGAGAGUUUAUUUCCUUAUCGCAGAAGAGAAUAAUCGCUAUACAUUGAACCCCGGUUCCUUUUUCUCGCCACUUCUGUGGACAGAAACGGUUCAACAGGAUGGCCAUCGAGAGGAUGAGGGAGAUCAGGUGUUACCGGGGAGUUCGUCACGAGCUCGGACUCCCUUGCAGGGGCCAGCGCACCAAGAACAAUUGCCGCACACUGAAGGGCAAGAAGGUCGCUGUUGCCGGCAAGAAGAAGGCAUCCCGUUAA
Molecule: messenger RNA, 751 nt
Organism: Spirodela intermedia
Lineage: Eukaryota; Viridiplantae; Streptophyta; Magnoliopsida; Alismatales; Araceae
Source: the annotation of a GenBank genome assembly